Molecule: messenger RNA, 2130 nt
Organism: Hymenoscyphus albidus
Lineage: Eukaryota; Fungi; Ascomycota; Leotiomycetes; Helotiales; Helotiaceae
Source: the annotation of a GenBank genome assembly
CACAUUUCAACAUAGCAAAAACUUCCCAACUUUGUGAUCAAAUACUAUCAGCUCCCAAGCUUUCAAGAGAGCAACAGCUUGAAUCCUCGUGGGCAUCGGAUCAUGUAUAAUCCGUGUUGUUGCCUGAGGCCACGAGUGCCUUCCUCUACUUGAAAAUCUGCCUCGUCCGAAUUCCUCUUCCAUGACCUUCUCAAUAUUUCUUCGAGCCUCACCACCUCGGCCAACUAGCACCCACCACACUUUCUCAAAGUCUUUGAGACCUUCAACGCCUUCAUGACCACACGAUAGUCUCUGCAGAGAAGACGGUACGUACAACAAUCCCUUCUCUCCCGCGCUUAAUUGUUCCUGCGCUCCAUUCUUCACCAUUCGUGGCUUGCCAUUCCAAGCUGGAAAUGCCCAAUUACACGCGCGGUGAAGAGAAUGGCCGCCCUCCUUUGAUAUGAUGAUAGAUAAAGCUGGCACCAGUCAUAUGGACAGACUUUGUACUCAAGUCCUUGCUGAAAUUGCUAUACCUUCGGGUUUCUUCUGAUCUUCAAAUCUACCCCUCACCGAGUUUUCAGCUUUUCAUUUGGUCUUUGCUGACGACCUUUUCCAGUUGAGUCCCACUUCUUCUUCGACGCCAACUUCGACUUCAGUUACUCAAUUACUUUUCGCCCAUCAUGGUUCUCCACAAUCCAAACAAUUGGCACUGGGUCAAUAAGGACGCGUCAGGCUGGACCAAGUCAUGGCUGGAAGAGAAUGUCAAAGAGAUCAAGGCUGAGGAGAAUGGUGUCACCGCUCAAUUGGACAAGUUGGUUAGCAUGGAUGGAGACGUCGAUGUCAACCAGCGUAAGGGCAAGGUGAUCACUAUCUUCGAUGUCAAGCUGGUUCUCGAGUACUCUGGUAAGCCACUCUGCCUUGUCCAUCUGUCAAGAAUCUUUCUGACCUCUCUGCGUAGGCAAAACCAAAGACGACGAGGAUGUCAGUGGCACCAUCACCGUUCCCGAGGUAGCUCAUGACACAGAAGAAAACGAGUAUGUUGUAUGUCUUGUCGUCCCCAAUGGGCGCUUACCAUGGCCCGACUAACCAUCAUCAGUUUGACAUAGAUAUCUACUCAGAUGCCAACUCGAAGGCUCCAGUCAAAGACCUCGUUCGCGCAAAGAUUCUCCCGCAAUUGCGAAAGCAAUUUGCAAAGCUUGGCCCAGCGUUGAUUGCUGAACACGGCAAGGAUAUCCAACACGCACCUGGCUCCGGCCCUACCAGUGGUGUCUCAACUCCCAAGUUGCACACCCCUUCCGCUCCUACCACCUCUACGCAGUCGACAAUUCAAACUGCAAGUAACAAAGUUACAUCGGUAAACACCACAACGGUUACUGAUACUGAGGAAUUCCGUGCUCCGGCAACAGAAUUAUAUCAAACCUUCACUGAUCCCCAGCGUAUUGCUGCCUUCACUCGUGCUGCUCCAAAACUUUUUGAGGGUGCUAAGAAAGGUGGCAAGUAUGAACUCUUCGGUGGCAAUGUUUCAGGGGAAUAUCUCGACCUCAUUGAGCCAACCAAGAUUGUUCAGAGCUGGCGGUUGGACCAGUGGCCAAAGGGACACUUCUCCAGACUUGAGAUCAAUUUUGAUCAGAAUGAUGUAGAUAACGUCACCGUCAUGAGAGUCAGCUGGAGUGGAGUUCCAAUUGGACAAGAGGAAGUGACCAAGAGAAACUGGAAGGAGUAUUACGUUAGGAGCAUCAAGCAGACUUUUGGGUAAGUUUUCCUCUGAAAAUUAUCUUUUGAUGACCAAAACUAAUAAAAGCUUCAGCUUCGGUACAAUCCUGUGAUGAAUUAUACGAAGCUAUUUACAGACGACAUACAUGAAACAAACACGAAUUGAAAUGCAAUGCAAUGGUAGUUAAAAGAUGCUCUGCUUGAUAUUGGUGUUACUUAAGUUUAGGUGCGCCUUAGAAAUCUUCAAUGAAAACUUGAUGCCACGAUAUCUCUACUAAAUGAAUGAUGUCUUUUGUGGUCAUCUUGUGUAAUCGCGGUUUAAGCACUCUCUUGACACUAGUCACCAGUCCUAUAUCACAAUUGUUUGGGAGGCUGGUACACAAGAUACCAAGUCAGCCACGUAUUCUUUACGCAAAUUUACAAGACCAUAACUUUCUC